AUGCAUACAUUUUUUGAAUAUUAUGAACACUGGUUAACUACAGAAUUUUUGAUAAACCGAGCUAAACUAUAUGGGAAAUGUAGUCAAGAAUACAAAGCUGAAUUGCAUUAUAGGUGUACAAAAAUUGCACAAGAAAUAUCUAAUAAAGAGCAAUGUGAAGUCAAUAUGGAUAUAAUUUGCUUGAUGACUGAAUUGAUCUUCCGUUUUCACCAAAUUCUUGCCACAGAUCUAGAAACAUUUAGUCGGCAUGCAAAACGUUCAACAGUAACUGUGGAUGAUGUCUUUUGUUUCGUCCGAAGAAAUCCUCAACUGGUAAUUACUGAAUUUAUUUUAUUUUCUUGUCCAUUACAACAGUAUAGAACAAAUAAAACAAUAAAUGUUAAAUAGUUUAUGUUUUAUUUGUUCAUUUUCAUCGUGACAAAGAUAAUGCUUCGUUACUCUAUUUUCUUCACCCAAAUAGCAAAUCAAAUCAAUGUAUUAACUUCACAACUUUUAGAUUUAAUUUUUCUUAUUCCUACUACUUUCCACCGCAAAAUGAUAGAAAAUGGAAUUACAUCAGCAAUAUAGAACAUGUAGCAAAGUUUACACAGCGAAGUAAAUUCAUUUUAUGCUAUAGCUUCUCUCCAACUACAAUAAGCUAAAAGUAUGUAUGAAAUUGAUGGCAAUUGUAGCACACGGCUGUCGUUACCUAUAAUCAGUAGAAAUUGGUGUGUCGCAAUUAACUGAAAAAGGCAGAGAAAUGUUGAUAACACGAUCAACGAUAAUGUGUUACAACAUUUAACGGAUUACCACAAAAAUCCAAUUGGGAAUAGUAAACAAGAAUCUGAUUUGUCAAGCGAAACUUUCAAAACAAAACCAAAGCUUAAAGCUGCUAGGAAAAAAUCUAACUUAAAUAAGAUUUGCUUUAGUGAACCCACUAAACCGGACGAAGCGGAGCAAACUUUAUAACAAUAUAAUCACGAUGUCUAUUGUUUCUAAAAUUGUGAUUGUCAUACAGUGUAGAUAAUUUUUUAAUAUUAAAAAGGUAGAUAAAUAAUAUUAA
Schistosoma bovis is the source of this 1042-nucleotide messenger RNA. Lineage: Eukaryota; Metazoa; Platyhelminthes; Trematoda; Strigeidida; Schistosomatidae. The record is from the annotation of a GenBank genome assembly.